Molecule: messenger RNA, 342 nt
Organism: Aspergillus alliaceus
Lineage: Eukaryota; Fungi; Ascomycota; Eurotiomycetes; Eurotiales; Aspergillaceae
Exons: 3
Coding region: 1-342 (113 amino acids)
Source: RefSeq, a predicted model, not a curated record
AUGAGAAAGCCCCUGUUGGAAGUCCUACAGGGUUCCUCAAGGGGCCAUGCUAUAUACGACGAGUCGAUGCAAUCGACCACGUCGUAUACUGACACCGGAUUGCCGGAGUCCUUCAAGUUUGGGGGUCUCUUUAUCGAGCGGGCGGCCUCUUAUAAGGGACCUGUCACAUUUGGCCUCAAACGACGCCUCGAUGAUAUAACAACACCAUCGCGGCAGCCAAGACAGUUCGAUCGAGAAUGUCAAACCUCUACGCCAUGGAGCUGGACAAUGAACCCAAUUAACGCAGCAGCCGACGCCAAAGCAGAAGUCUACUGGCAGGGGUAUUCGUGGGUGAGGCCCUGA